Molecule: messenger RNA, 2226 nt
Organism: Pyrus x bretschneideri (Chinese white pear)
Lineage: Eukaryota; Viridiplantae; Streptophyta; Magnoliopsida; Rosales; Rosaceae
Product: NAD-dependent malic enzyme 2, mitochondrial
Exons: 18
Coding region: 151-2010 (619 amino acids)
Biological process (GO): malate metabolic process; pyruvate metabolic process
Cellular component (GO): mitochondrion
Molecular function (GO): malate dehydrogenase (decarboxylating) (NAD+) activity; NAD binding
Source: RefSeq, a predicted model, not a curated record
CUGCUUCUUUUUUAACAGACAAAAAAGGAAAGAAAAAAACAAUUAAAUCGAAAAAAAAUUACAAAAAGUAAAUUAAAAUUUGCGAUCCUAUAAAUUGAUCCGAAGUUGCAGUCAGUAGAAAGAAAGCGUCGGUUUUGGUCGUUUCGCGGAAUGUGGAGGGCAGCGCGAUUUGCCGCGUCGCGGCUGAGCAACCGGUCGAUGAGGCCGUUCUCGACGGCGAUUCCCGGCCCCUGUAUGGUUCACAAGCGCGGCGCCGAUAUUCUCCACGAUCCAUGGUUCAACAAGGACACUGGAUUUCCGUUGACUGAAAGAGAUCGACUAGGACUUCGCGGUCUCCUUCCCCCUCGUGUCAUAUCGUUCGAGCAGCAGUAUGCUCGUUUCAUGGAGUCUUAUCGGUCGCUAGAGAAAAAUACUAAGGGCCAGCCAGAAGGUGUUGUGGCCUUGGCUAAAUGGAGGAUUUUAAAUAGACUGCAUGACAGGAACGAGACCUUAUACUACCGAGCCCUUAUUGACAACAUCCAAGAUUUUGCUCCCAUAAUCUACACUCCUACAGUAGGAUUAGUAUGUCAAAAUUAUUCUGGGUUAUUUAGGCGCCCUCGUGGAAUGUACUUCAGUGCAAAGGAUAAAGGGGAGAUGAUGUCCAUGAUCUACAACUGGCCAGCUCAUCAGGUAGACAUGAUUGUCCUCACAGAUGGCAGUCGUAUUCUUGGCCUAGGUGACCUUGGAGUUCAGGGAAUUGGAAUUCCAAUAGGAAAACUUGAUAUGUAUGUUGCUGCAGCUGGUAUUAAUCCACAAAGAAUACUACCGGUUAUGCUAGAUGUUGGUACUAACAAUCAAAAGCUACUUGAAGACCGUCUUUAUUUAGGACUUCGACAACCUAGGUUGGAAGGAGAAGAGUACAUAUCAAUUGUUGAUGAAUUCAUGGAAGCUGUUCAUACACGUUGGCCCAAGGCCAUUGUGCAGUUCGAGGAUUUUCAAAUGAAGUGGGCUUUUGAAACACUGCAACGCUAUCGUAGAAGGUUUUGCACGUUCAAUGAUGAUAUACAGGGAACUGCCGGUGUUGCACUUGCGGGACUACUAGGAGCUGUAAGAGCGCAAGGUCGACCAUUGAGUGACUUUGCUAAACAAAAGAUAGUUGUUGUGGGAGCCGGCAGUGCGGGACUUGGUGUUCUUAACAUGGCUGUACAGGCUGUUGCAAGAAUGUCAGGGAACGGUGAAGCUGCUGCAAAAAAUAACUUUUUCCUGAUUGAUAAAGAUGGUCUAGUUACAAAAGAGAGGAAUAAGAUUGACCCCAUGGCUGCACCUUUUGCUAAAGAUCCAGGAGCAAUUGAUGGGCUUAGGGAGGGAGCUAGUCUACUUGAAGUGGUUAAGAAGGUCAAGCCUCAUGUACUUCUUGGUUUGUCUGGUGUUGGCGGUGUUUUCAAUCAUGAGGUACUUAAAGCAAUGCGAGAAUCUGAUUCAGCUAAACCUGCGAUUUUGGCUAUGUCAAAUCCAACCAUGAACGCUGAAUGCACUGCUGAAGACGCUUUUAAGCAUGCUGGUGAAAACAUAGUCUUUGGAAGUGGAAGCCCUUUUGAUAAUGUUGAUCUUGGCAACGGAAAAGUAGGCCAUGUAAAUCAAGCAAAUAACAUGUACCUGUUUCCGGGGAUUGGUUUAGGAGCACUUCUCUCAGGAGCUCGUAUUAUAUCAGAUGGCAUGUUACAAGCAGCUUCUGAAUGCCUCGCUUCAUACAUAACAGAUGAAGAUAUCCAGAAGGGCAUCUUGUACCCAUCUAUUGAUUGUAUCCGGAGUAUAACUGCGGAAGUUGGAGCUGCUGUCCUCCAGGCAGCUGUUGCAGAGGAACUUGCAGAGGGACACUGUGAAGUCGGGCCCAAAGAGCUCAUGAACAUGAGCAAAGUAAGAACUUAUCUACUAUCUUUUACAAAUUCAAAAGACCUUAUACAAAAAGUUGCACAAUGGAAAGUCAGUUUAGAUUUGGAAAGCAAACUCGAAAAUGUUACACUACUAUAGCAUAGAGAAAAAAGACACCGUUCUAGGGGGAAACACACACAUUCGGAUAAUGCUACUCUAAUGAGCAUCUAAUAGAACAACCAUAACCGAGUACCUAAGCAUGUAGGGUCCUAAACCCUCAUUGCCUUCAGUAUAUCUUGAUUUGAACCAUCUCCGUCAAGCCACUGCUCACAACCUUAAAAAAAAAUUAAAAUUUCUCUGUUGAAGUCAAAUUAU